UAGCUAGUGUUGGCGGCACAUUAACACAUUCACACUUGCGUAGUUGCAAAUUACUAGUCGGGGAUCGAAUCAGAUAAAUCAAUGUCGUUUUUGUUUGUUUAAUAAUUUGUCAAACUAUUUAAUCGUUAUAAAAUAGCUGGGUGUAAACGAAUAGUAAAUGUAGGCCAGCCCGAGGCGUCUUCAAAGGAAAUAGCAAUUCCGGCCUGAAUGUGAUUGUAUAAAUGUCGUAAGAGUGUGUGUUUUUCUAUGCGUGAGAAAGUAAUAACUGCACAUUGGAUAAAAUUGCGCAGCAAAACUGAAAAGGAUAUACAGUUAGAGUUCUAUCAAUAAAUAUGGCUCGCGAUACUCAAGGCACCCAAGGAGCCACACAAAGUCAGGCAUCCAAUAUCUGGACACAAGUGGAAAGCCAGCCCAUGGAAACAGUUAUAUGGGGCCGAUUAUAUGGCAAGAAUAUCAAGAUCAAGUCCCUGGGUACGCGUAGAAAAUAUAAAAUUAUAUAUACGAAUUCGUCCCUGUCGAUUGAUUUAAACAACGAAGAAUUCACUGCCGGAAGGGGAGAGUCCAAUGAUCUAAUCCUUACACUUAAUGAUUUGCCGGAGAAAAUCCUGACUCGUAUAUCCAAAGUGCAUUUUAUAAUUAAGCGAGAUAAUUGCGAGCUAACCAAUCCGGUGUAUAUUCAGGAUCUCUCACGAAAUGGUACUUUUGUGAACAACGAAAAAAUUGGGAUGAAUAAGAAAAGAAUUCUUAAGAACGAUGAUAUAAUAUCACUCUCGCAUCCCACAUAUAAAGCCUUUGUGUUCAAGGACCUUAGCCCGAAUGAGGCCAUAGGACUACCCGAAGAGAUUACAAGAACCUAUUAUAUAAAUCGCAAGCUGGGCUCUGGUGCCUAUGGUUUAGUGCGUUUGGUCUAUGAGACUCGCACCUGCGAACAGUUCGCCAUGAAAAUUGUUAAGAAAAACAUGUUAACCGGAAGUGCGCAGCCCACAUCCAACCUUAGUGACCCAGAACGUGUGCUAAACGAGGCAAAGAUUAUGAAAAACCUCACGCAUCCUUGUGUGGUGCGAAUGCACGAUAUCGUGGACAAACCAGACUCUGUAUAUAUGGUGCUUGAAUUUAUGCGCGGCGGAGACUUGCUUCAUCGCAUCAUCAGUAAGAAGCUGCUCUCCGAGGAAACUUCGAAACUAUACUUCUACCAAAUGUGUCAGGCUGUUAAAUAUUUGCACGACCGAGGCAUCACUCAUCGGGAUUUGAAGCCGGACAAUGUUCUAUUGGAGUCCAAUGACGAAGAUACUCUUCUGAAAGUAUCCGAUUUUGGCCUAAGCAAAUUUGUUCAAAAGGAUUCGGUAAUGAGGACACUAUGCGGCACUCCGCUCUAUGUGGCGCCCGAAGUCUUGAGUACUGGCGGCAGAGCUGCUUAUACCAAAAAGGUGGACAUUUGGAGCUUGGGUGUAGUACUCUUCACUUGUCUAAGUGGAACACUGCCCUUCUCCGAUGAGUAUGGCACUCCAGCUGCCGAACAAAUCAAAAGGGGUAAGUUUGCCUUUAGACAUCCUGCCUGGAAGAUGGUCUCGCAACGCGCAAAAACUCUAAUCAACCAAAUGCUCAUUGUGGAUCCCGAGAAGCGACCCUCAAUCGAUGCCGUUCUGCAGUGCUCCUGGCUUAGAGACAACGAAAUGUUUCUCAAGGCCAGGCGGCUAAUGAAACUAGAUCACAUGGAAAUCGAAGAAGAGGAGAACAAUUUCCUUGAACCGCCCACCAAGCGAUCGCGGCGCUAAUCAAUGGAUACGUGUUUUAAUUUUCUGGCAAAAUUAAGCAAUUGCUAAAAAAUAAUAUAUAUAUACUCAAGCACUGCUUGCAUUAACAUUCACAUUACACAAGUUCAACAUUUAGUUAUAGAAUUAAUUCUUACAUUACAAUGAGGUACAAUUACUUUAAGUUAUCCGUUAAUUGUUUAGUAACUAAACAUGACUCUUGUUAUACCGUAUAACUUUUACAAAAAAGAAGAAAUAUUUUUGGACCCCAUAGCAAAUUUGCCUACGGUUUUUUUUUUUUUUAAGAAAGAUCAAAUAUACUUUUGAAUUAUAUUCAUAAAGACAUGAA
This is a messenger RNA of Drosophila willistoni, 2100 nucleotides long. It is a transcript of the gene lok, whose product is annotated as ovarian-specific serine/threonine-protein kinase Lok. The transcript is spliced from 6 exons. The coding region runs from base 333 to 1775 and encodes 480 amino acids. Gene Ontology annotation, molecular function: protein serine/threonine kinase activity; ATP binding; protein binding. The record is from RefSeq and is a predicted model, not a curated record. Gene Ontology annotation, cellular component: cytoplasm; nucleus. NCBI's taxonomy places the organism in Eukaryota, Metazoa, Arthropoda, Insecta, Diptera, Drosophilidae. Gene Ontology annotation, biological process: protein phosphorylation; mitotic DNA damage checkpoint signaling.